AUGGUAAGCAGUGAUGCAAUCGUUGAUGGGUUCGAGUACCGGAGUUCCGAGUACCCGGAUAGUGCAACUAUCCGUAGUGCACCUACCAAACGUGCGCCUACCUGCGUGCCUGUGCCUACCUGCGUGCCUGUGCCUACCUGCGUGCCUGUGCCUACCUGCGUGCCUGUGCCUACCUGCGUGCCUGUGCCUACCUGCGUGCCUGUGACUACCUACGUGCCUCAUCUACCUGCGCUUCCAGCGUCUGCUAGCGCGCUGUACACCUACCCGCCUGCCGCUGCCGAGCUGCCUGACUACCCAGGAUAG
This is a messenger RNA of Spodoptera exigua (beet armyworm), 303 nucleotides long. Lineage: Eukaryota; Metazoa; Arthropoda; Insecta; Lepidoptera; Noctuidae. The record is from the annotation of a GenBank genome assembly.